Cotesia congregata is the source of this 699-nucleotide messenger RNA. Lineage: Eukaryota; Metazoa; Arthropoda; Insecta; Hymenoptera; Braconidae. The record is from the annotation of a GenBank genome assembly.
AUGGCAGAAGUUGCAAAAAUCUUUAAUUCAUUUCAAGAUUACCUUAACUAUGAACAAGAAUUGAGAGAGGAAAUACGUGUUAUUGUCCGAAAGCUCGAAAAAUGUUCUCGAGAUAUUUUAAUGGUUUUACAAAAUAUUCACAAUGAAAAUCCAAUGGAAGAAGAUAUUAUUGUAUCGCAGUACUGUGCAAAAGCACGAGAACAUUUUGAAACGGUUCGUCAAUACUAUUCAGAAUUGGAAAAAUUGGUACCAAAUGAUCAGUAUUACCGAUUCCAUGAUCAAUGGCGUUAUGUUACACAAAGACUGUGCUUUCUUGUUUCUUUAAUCAUUUAUCUAGAGGUCAAAACACUUGUUACUAAAGAAACAGUUGCUGAAUUUCUUGGAAUUAAAAGCAACCGUGAAGAAGGCUUUCAUUUGGAUAUUGAAGAAUUUCUGAUGGGCUUGCUCGAGUUGUCUGCUGAACUGACACGAUUUGCAGUAAAUAGCGUCACAUGUGGUGAUUACAAUCGACCAAUUGAAAUUGCACGUUUUGUCAAUGAAUUAAAUGCUGGUUUUCGAUUGCUCAACUUGAAAAACGACAAUUUGAGAAAACGCUUCGAUGCUUUGAAGUACGAUGUCAAGAAAAUUGAAGAAGUUGUUUAUGAUUUAAGCAUUCGUGGUUUAAAACCAACAAGUCAGCAAAUUUCACCGGCUCAAUAA